This is a messenger RNA of Desarmillaria tabescens, 968 nucleotides long. RefSeq lists its product as uncharacterized. Lineage: Eukaryota; Fungi; Basidiomycota; Agaricomycetes; Agaricales; Physalacriaceae. The record is from RefSeq and is a predicted model, not a curated record. The coding region runs from base 30 to 878 and encodes 282 amino acids. The transcript is spliced from 6 exons.
AGUACAGCGCUUGACCAACACCCACCAGGAUGUACCCUUUAUUUGAAGGACGCAUGGGCUGCUUUAGUCCUUCUGUUUCCAAGGCAAUUCUUUGGGCCUGGGUACAAAAUGGCGGCACCCUCACUCAUUCAGUUCAAGACUUUCACCGCGCCGAUUCGUUUUUCUGUAAUGGCCUGGAAGAUCCGUGGCUGGAGAAGCUACUUACUAGAUCAUUCAUAGUCAUACAUUCGGACUGGAUUCUCAAAUCCAUCUCGGAGAAAUUUCUCAUGCCCAUCUCCAAAUACGUACUGGAUGAUCUCUUUGAUUCCCGCAAAAUCACUUCAAACCUUGCUGAAGGCCAACAUAAUAGACCUCAAACCCCUGUUGUACCUUCAAGGACCAAGGUGGAAAGCUGGCGAGCCAACCUGAUGAAACGAUCCCACGAAGAUAUCGAAGAUUCCUUUGCUUCUAUAGACUUGCAUCCACCCAAGAAACCGAAACUAGAGUCAAUGUCAAAACCUCCUCGUGCUUCUACGAUCUUGGACACUCUUCCUCUGCUCGAGGCUCCGAAGCAGCAGUUCAGCCCUCCGCAAUCGCCUCCCAGACACAUUGACCUUCCUAGACGCCGACUGCAUCCUAUCGGUACCGUCGAAACGUUCAAGAGACAAAUCAAGGUCCCUUCGUAUGUUAUCAUCGGGCUGUUUUUCGUAUAUUCUCUUGAUGAAACCGUCAGUUCUCACGAGACAUUCUGGACUACUUUGCAUGACGAAUAUAUCAAACCAGGGUCGACCCAAAUACCUAUAACUGCUAUCCUGAAAGCACCAGGGCCCGUAGAGUUGACUCGAUUCGUGCCUCGGAAGUUCUAUCGCCAAAAGGAGUUUACUGCUAAGAAGAGAUGAUUUCUAGUGCUUGUUCUGGCUUAGCUCUGAUAUCGAAUUGCUUGUCUUCCAUCUCUCUAUGUAUGCUAUGUAUUAGAAUGCUGAACGACC